Salvelinus fontinalis (brook trout) is the source of this 5498-nucleotide messenger RNA. RefSeq names its product alpha-actinin-1. Gene Ontology annotation, cellular component: stress fiber; Z disc; cell junction. Bases 349 to 3105 code for a protein of 918 amino acids. Gene Ontology annotation, molecular function: actin filament binding; calcium ion binding. The transcript is spliced from 23 exons. Gene Ontology annotation, biological process: actin cytoskeleton organization; muscle cell development. NCBI's taxonomy places the organism in Eukaryota, Metazoa, Chordata, Actinopteri, Salmoniformes, Salmonidae. The record is from RefSeq and is a predicted model, not a curated record.
GAAGUUAAUUUUCUUCUUCACAGCAAGAUUUUGCUUCUGUCGGCAGCAUCGCUCAAGGAUCUGCCUACUUAAGAAUAGUGCUGUAGCUCGGAGGUUGAAACAAAUUGAAAGAAAAAGAAAGGCGAGCGGCUUGUGUGAUUUUAUCAGAGAGCGAGAGAGAGAGAGAGAGGGAAAAAAAGAGUCAGCGAGAGAGAUAUAGUGAAGCCGGGGACGACCGUUAAUUUAAUUCACACUGUCUUGAUCGUGUGCGAGUGCGGGAGACGGUCGGUAACGUAUUGUUGCAACAUCACCUCCGGUCCACCACCGAGUGAGUCCCGUGGAUUACAGGAGCGUGAAGAAGUAGAAUUCAUGCCUACUUUCGACAUGGAUCCCUAUGACGGAGAUGAAAAUAAUUACAUGCCUCAGGAAGAUGACUGGGACCGGGAUAUGCUGUUGGACCCGGCGUGGGAGAAGCAGCAGAGAAAGACGUUCACGGCCUGGUGUAACUCCCACCUGAGGAAAGCAGGAACGCAGAUCGAGAACAUCGAGGAGGACUUCAGAGACGGACUGAAACUCAUGCUGCUGCUUGAGGUCAUAUCAGGAGAGCGCUUGGCCAAACCAGAGAGAGGGAAGAUGAGAGUCCACAAGAUCUCCAACGUCAACAAAGCUCUCCACUACAUAACCAGUAAAGGAGUCAAACUGGUGUCCAUUGGAGCUGAAGAGAUCGUCGACGGCAAUGCUAAAAUGACCCUGGGAAUGAUCUGGACCAUAAUCCUUCGCUUCGCCAUCCAGGACAUCUCUGUGGAAGAAACAUCAGCCAAAGAGGGUCUUCUUCUGUGGUGCCAGAGGAAGACUGCUCCCUACAAGAAUGUCAACAUUCAGAACUUUCACAUUAGCUGGAAAGAUGGGUUGGGAUUCUGUGCUCUCAUUCACAGACACCGUCCAGAGCUCAUUGACUAUGGCAAGCUGCGCAAGGAUGACCCCAUGACUAACCUGAACACAGCCUUCGACGUGGCAGAGAAGUACCUGGACAUUCCCAAGAUGUUGGACGCUGAGGACAUCGUGGGCACGGCCCGCCCGGAUGAAAAGGCCAUCAUGACCUACGUGUCUAGCUUCUACCACGCAUUCUCUGGCGCCCAGAAGGCGGAGACGGCAGCCAAUCGGAUCUGCAAGGUGCUUGCUGUCAACCAGGAGAAUGAGCAGUUGAUGGAGGAUUACGAGAAGCUGGCUAGUGAUCUUCUAGAGUGGAUCCGUCGCACCAUCCCCUGGCUGGAGAACCGUGCUCCAGAGAACACCAUGCAGGCCAUGCAGCAGAAGCUGGAGGACUUCAGGGACUAUCGCCGUCAACACAAGCCCCCCAAGGUCCAGGAGAAGUGCCAGCUGGAGAUCAACUUUAACACCCUGCAGACCAAGCUGAGGCUCAGCAACAGACCUGCCUUCAUGCCUUCUGAGGGGAAGAUGGUGUCGGACGUCUCUAACGCGUGGGGCGGCCUGGAGGGGGCUGAGAAGGGUUAUGAGGAGUGGCUCCUUAACGAGAUACGUCGUCUGGAGAGACUCGACCACCUGGCUGAGAAGUUUCGUCAGAAAGCAGCCAUCCACGAAGCCUGGACUGAAGGUAAGGAGGUGAUGCUGCAGGCGCGGGACUUUGAGACGGCCUCUCUGUCUGAGAUCAAGGCUCUGCUGAAGAAACAUGAGGCCUUCGAGAGCGACCUGGCCGCGCACCAGGACCGCGUAGAGCAGAUAGCUGCCAUCGCUCAGGAGCUAAAUGAGCUGGACUACUAUGACUCCCCCAGUGUGAACGCUCGCUGCCAGAACAUCUGUGACCAAUGGGACGCCCUGGGAGCCCUGACCCAGAAACGCAGCGAGGCUCUGCAGAGAACUGAGAAGCUUCUGGAGACCAUAGACCAGUUAUAUCUGGAGUUUGCCAAACGAGCUGCUCCGUUCAACAACUGGAUGGAGGGAGCCAUGGAGGACCUGCAGGACACCUUCAUAGUUCACACUAUAGAGGAGAUACAGGGCCUCAGUACAGCCCAUGAGCAGUUUAAAGCCACUCUUCCUGAGGCGGAUAAGGAACGCGGUGCCAUCCUGGGAAUCCACAAUGAGAUCGCCAAGAUAGUGGCCACCUAUCAUGUGAACAUGGCUGGCAGCAACCCUUACACCACCAUCAACCCUCAGGACAUCAACGCCAAGUGGGACAAGGUGAGACAGCUGGUGCCACAGAGGGACCAGGCCCUGAUAGAGGAACACGUCCGCCAGCAGAACAACGAACGUCUCCGGAGGCAGUUUGCCAACCAAGCCAAUGUCAUCGGGCCUUGGAUACAAACCAAGAUGGAGGAGAUUGGUCGUAUCUCUAUCGAGAUGCACGGAACCCUGGAGGAUCAGCUGACCCAUCUCCGCCAAUACGAGAAGAACAUCGUCAACUACAAGCCAAAGAUCGACCAAUUGGAGGGAGACCACCAGCUGAUUCAGGAAGCUCUGAUCUUCGACAACAAACACACCAACUAUACCAUGGAGCAUAUCCGUGUGGGCUGGGAGCAACUCCUGACCACCAUCGCCAGAACCAUCAACGAGAUCGAAAACCAGAUUCUGACGAGGGACGCCAAGGGCAUCAGCCAGGACCAGAUGAACGAGUUCAGAGCCUCCUUCAACCACUUCGACAGGGACCACUCAGGCACUCUGGGGGCUGAGGAGUUCAAGGCCUGCCUGAUCAGCCUGGGCUUCGAUAUAGCCAAUGAUGCACAGAAGAAAACAGGGAUGAUGGAAGCUGAAGACUUCAAAACCUGCCUUAUCUCCCUCGGUUACAACAUGGGUGAAGCAGAGUUCUCUCGCAUCAUGAGCAUCGUGGAUCCCAACCGGGUGGGUGUGGUCACGUUCCAGGCCUUCAUAGACUUCAUGUCCCGGGAGACGGCCGACACAGACACCGCUGACCAGGUCAUGGCCUCCUUCAAGGUCUUGGCUGGGGACAAGAACUACAUCCUGGCCGAUGAGCUUCGCCGUGAGUUGCCUCCUGACCAGGCAGAGUACUGUAUCGCCCGCAUGGCUCCCUACGCCGGCCCCGACGCGAUACCCGGCGCCCUCGACUACAUGUCCUUCUCCACCGCACUCUACGGAGAGAGUGACCUCUGAGUGACCUUUGACCCUUAAUAUGUGAGGUCACUCACCAGCCUACCUGCUCUUACCACAGCCCGCAAGACCCUCCUACUGCCCCGACACCGCAGCUCUGCUCUAGCAUAGGUCCCAUAUCUGUUUGUGUCGUCUUGCCAACUCCUUCUCACUCAUCGUUGUCACGCCAGUUUAGCAAAAGACAGGUCUGGCAUCAGGCUAGCCCUGCUCUACAACGCUUAAAACAGCACAGACAAAUCUGGCAUCAGGCUAGCCCUGCUCUACAGCCCUCAAAACAGUACAGAUAAGUCAGGCAUCAGGCUAGCCCUGCUCUACAGCGCUCAAAACAGUACAGAUAAGUCAGGCAUCAGGCUAGCCCUGCUCUACAAUGCUGAAAACAGCACAGACAGAUCUGGCAUCAGGCUAGCCCUGCUCUACAGCGCUCAAAACAGUACAGAUAAGUCAGGCAUCAGGCUAGCCCUGCUCUACAAUGCUGAAAACAGCACAGACAAAUCUGGCAUCAGGCUAGCCCUGCUCUACAACACUCAAAACAGCACAGACAAAUCUGGCAUCAGGCUAGCCCUGCUCUACAACACUCAAAACAGCACAGACAAAUCUGGCAUCAGGCUAGCCCCGCUCUACAACACUCAAAACAGCACAGACAAAUCUGGCAUCAGGCUAGCCCUGCUCUACAACACUCAAAACAGCACAGACAGAUCUGGCAUCAGGCUAGCCCUGCUCUACAACACUCAAAACAGCACAGACAAAUCUGGCAUCAGGCUAGCCCUGCUCUAUAACACUCAAAACAGCACAGACAAAUCUGGCAUCAGGCUAGCCCUGCUCUACAACACUCAAAACAGCACAUACAGAUCUGGCAUUAGGCUAGCCCUGCUCUACAACACUCAAAACAUCACAGACAGAUCUGGCAUCAGGCUAGCCCUGCUCUACAACACUCAAAACAGCACAGACAGAUCUGGCAUCAGGCUAGCCCUGCUCUACAACACUCAAAACAGCACAGACAGAUCUGGCAUCAGGCUAGCCCUGCUCUACAACGCUCAAAACAGCACAGACAAAUCUGGCAUCAGGCUAGCCCUGCUCUACAACACUCAAAACAGCACAUACAGAUCUGGCAUUAGGCUAGCCCUGCUCUACAACACUCAAAACAUCACAGACAGAUCUGGCAUCAGGCUAGCCCUGCUCUACAACACUCAAAACAGCACAGACAGAUCUGGCAUCAGGCUAGCCCUGCUCUACAAUGCUGAAAACAGCACAGACAGAUCUGGCAUCAGGCUAGCCCUGCUCUACAACACUCAAAACAGCACAGACAGAUCUGGCAUCAAGCUAGCCCUGCUCUACAACACUCAAAACAGCACAGACAGAUCUGGCAUCAGGCUAGCCCUGCUCUACAAUGCUGAAAACAGCACAGACAGAUCUGACAUCAGGCUAGCCCUGCUCUACAACACUCAAAACGGCACAGACAAAUCUGGCAUCAGGCUAGCCCUGCUCUACAACACUCAAAACAGCACAGACAAAUCUGGCAUCAGGCUAGCCCUGCUCUACAACACUCAAAACAGCACAGACAGAUCUGGCAUCAGGCUAGCCCUGCUCUACAACACUCAAAACAGCACAGACAAAUCUGGCAUCAGGCUAGCCCUGCUCUACAACACUCAAAACAGCACAGACAAAUCUGGCAUCAGGCUAGCCCUGCUCUACAACACUCAAAACAGCACAGACAGAUCUGGCAUCAGGCUAGCCCCGCUCUACAACACUCAAAACAGCACAGACACAUCUGGCAUCAGGCUAGCCCUGCUCUACAACACUCAAAACAGCACAGACAGAUCUGGCAUCAGGCUAGCCCCGCUCUACAACACUCAAAACAGCACAGACAAAUCUGGCAUCAGGCUAGCCCUGCUCUACAAUGCUAACAUGUCUUUUCGAUGUUCCUGGCCUCAUCUUAUAUGUCAUAAUCAUCUUGUCUGCCCCCCCCCCCCCCUUCCCUUUCCACCCCUCCCUCAUUCCUCCCUCCGCUAACCCCUUUACUGGUGUAGGGUGAAGUUCCCCUAGAUGCUGACCUGGGGUCAGUUUAGCACUUUCCCUACUAAUAGUUAAAGUUAGGUUUGAGGGAGUGAAAGCUGAUCCUAGAUCUGUACCAAAGGGAAACUUCACCCCGGGACGGAGCCAAGCCCCUUCCUUCCCUCACACUUUGUCUCAGUUGGACUUGCUUCCCAUGCAGAAACCCUCUCCAGGUUUACAAAAGGGAGAGAAAUGUGUUUUUAUUUUUCUUGUUGUUAUUGUUUUAUCUUCAUAAAAUGAAUAAAGCUAACAUAUUUUAUUAUACAGAACAAAAAAAUGGUAUUUUUCUUCACCUGGUAAAAAAAAGAAAGAAACAACAAUUGAAAUAAAAAUAAAUUGCUAUA